UCGAAACGGGCGAGGUCGAGGCAGCGUGGCGCUCUGCGGUGCCAAACACACGCAUAACUGCAUUCAGGACUUCGCGUGCAACGCAUAUUGAAGCGCCAUAUAGCUCGACUCGAGCACAGCAAGCCGCGUCUAGCAACGUUGCGGCUACGCUGCGAACACUGCACAUUUGUCCUGCAGCAUCACAAGCAGCCACAGUAAUCGCGAUGGCCGCCGUCGAGGAGAAAAAGAAGUCCAAGAAGCGCAAGAACGAGACGCCCGAGGAGCGCGCCGCGCGCAAAGCGCUCAAAAAACAAAAGCUCCUGCAGCCGAAGCCGCGCAGCGACUCCUUCUCGAAGCCCGCGGCACUACCACAAACGGAGCGCGCCGACGCGUCGGAAACGAGCUUCGCCGCCUUCGCGAAGGAGCACGCCGUCGAGCUCAGCGGAAGCGAGCCGGUGCCCGUCGUCGAGUUCGCCAAGGCGCCGUUCAAUGCCGCGUGUAAACAAAAACUCGCCAAGGAGGGCUUCGCGAAGCCGACGCCGACGCAGUCCGUGUCCUGGCCUUUGGCUUUGACGGGCACGGAUCUCAUUUCCAUCGCCAAGACUGGGAGUGGCAAGACCCUUGGAUUUCUACUGCCAGCGUUUCACCGCAUCGAGCAGAAGUUCGAGCGCAACUCAAGUACAAUAGCAGCACCAAAAAUCGUGGUCAUGGCACCCACAAGGGAGCUCGCCCUCCAGAUCGCCAGCGACGCCGCAAAGUUCGCGCCCUGCUUCGGGGCCACGACGGCGUGCUGCUACGGCGGCGCGCCCAAGUGGGAGCAGAUUAAGAAACUAAGGUGGCUGAACAACCGGGGCUGCGUCGUGGCCACGCCGGGCCGGUUGAACGACCUCCAGAACCAGGGGAAAAUCUUCCUGAACGAAGUCGAUGUACUAGUCUUGGACGAGGCGGAUCGGAUGUUAGAUAUGGGGUUUGAACCGCAAAUUCGGGAAGUGGUAUCAAGGAUGCCGCCGCGCCAGACCAUGCUGUUCACGGCGACCUGGGGGAAAGAUGUCCAGAAGGUGGCUCGCACCCUUGUGUCUGGUGAGCCGACUCGAGUCUCGUUCGGCGACGCGGCCUCUGGUAAACUGACAGCAAAUAAAGACGUCACGCAGACCGUGGAGAUUGUCGAGUCGUGGAGAGAUAAGAAGGUCAAGGCCAUUGAGCGACUGAAGGCGUUACAUAAGGAUGGUUCGGCAAAGACCAUUGUAUUUCUAGCGACCAAAAGAGCCUGCGACGAGGUGGCCAAUGAACUGUGGUACGCCGGCCUGAAGUGCGACUCCAUCCAUGGGGAUAAAGAACAGAGGGAACGAGACAGAGUCAUCGGCCAGUUCCGGCGGAACGAAGUUAUGUGCCUUAUUGCCACUGAUGUCGCCGCGCGCGGCUUGGACGUGUCUGACGUGACGAACGUGGUCCAAAUAGACUUCCCGGCCGCUUCGGGCAAGGCCGGCGUCGAGGACUAUAUUCAUCGGAUUGGGAGGACGGGCCGGGCGGGAAAGAAAGGUGAAGCGCACGCGUAUCUGACGAAAGACGACAUCAAGGCCAACGGCCGGGUGUUGGUGGCUAUAUUGAGAGACGCGGGGCAGGAGGUGCCGGCCGAGUUGGCCGAGCUCACGUCGCGCGCGGGCGGCAAGGGUGGCGGCAAGGGCGGUCGGGGCCGCGGCCGCGGCCGCGGUGGCUUCGGGCGCGGACGCGGCCGCGGCGGCGGCUUCGGCAAGGGGCAGAAGCGCAAGUGGUGA
Pelagomonas calceolata is the source of this 1754-nucleotide messenger RNA. Lineage: Eukaryota; Pelagophyceae; Pelagomonadales; Pelagomonadaceae. The record is from the annotation of a GenBank genome assembly.